Molecule: messenger RNA, 596 nt
Organism: Gorilla gorilla gorilla (western lowland gorilla)
Lineage: Eukaryota; Metazoa; Chordata; Mammalia; Primates; Hominidae
Exons: 8
Source: RefSeq, a predicted model, not a curated record
CCUAAGUGCUACUAUCUGUGCUGAGUUUUUCAAAGGUCAGAGCAGAUUGAACCUUUGUGGUUUCAUUUUCCCUGAUUUUGAUUUUUCUUAUGGGGAAUCUGUGUGGCUGCAUUCAAGGUGACUCAAAGAAGCCUUCCAAAAAGCGUGUGAAAAAGGAGCCCUACUCUACUACCAAGGUGACUUCAGGGAGCACAUUCAAUGAGAAUACAAGAAGAUAUGCUGUGCACACCAACCAGUGUCGGAGACCUCCUGGCUCCCGGGUAAAGAAGAAAAGGUACCCACAAGAAGAUGACUUCCAUCAUACAGUCUUCAGCAACCUUGAAAGAUUGGACAAGCUUCAGCCCACUCUUGAAGCCUCUGAGGAGUCUCUAGUUCACAAGGACAGAGGAGAUGGAGAGAGGCCAGUCAACGCGAGGGUGGUGCAGGUGGCCCCUCUGAGGCGUGAAUCUACUCCCCAUGAGGACGCCAUACACGACAUCACUAACGAGGAUGCCACACACGACAUCGUUAACGAGGACACUGUACACGACAUCACUAACGAGGCCGCCGACAAGGGCAUCGCCAACGAGGACGCCGCCCAGAGCAUCGCCAACGAG